Molecule: messenger RNA, 9463 nt
Organism: Cornus florida
Lineage: Eukaryota; Viridiplantae; Streptophyta; Magnoliopsida; Cornales; Cornaceae
Product: disease resistance protein SUMM2-like
Exons: 3
Coding region: 102-2801 (899 amino acids)
Molecular function (GO): protein binding; ATP hydrolysis activity; ADP binding
Source: RefSeq, a predicted model, not a curated record
GCCCAUAUGCAUGUAAAUUACAUUAGCAAUACUCUACAUCUUUUCUUUCCUUCCAACUACUCUGUCUCCCAUUUCCUCAAGUAGGUUGUUCAGAGAUAGCAAUGGACUUUGUGAGCCCAAUAGUGGAUGUUACAUGCCGAUUAUGUGGUUGCAUCGCAAACACUACCAACUAUAUUCAUCAUCUCCAACAUAAUCUCAACUCUUUGAGAAUCGAAAAGGAAAAAUUGAUCGAGCGAAGAAACGAUGUGAAGAGACAAGUUGAAAGUGCCGAGAGACGACAAAUGCACCGAACGGAACAAGUAGAUGGCUGGCUUCGUAGAGUAAACCAGCUGGAGAGGGAAGUGGACCAGAUUCUCCUUCAGGGUGAUGAAGAGAUCCAGAGAAGAUGUCUCAAGAUUUGCCCCGGAAGUUGCUUGUCUAGACACAAGCUCGGGAAGAAAAUAUCUAAGAAGCUACGAGUUGUGGCUGGUCUGAACAGUGAAGGGGAUUUCAGCACAGUGGCUGUAACAUUGGCCCCGCCACAUGCCGAAGAAAUUCCUCUGGACAGGAUUGUGGGCUUGGAUUCGAAUUUUGACGAGGUCUUGAGACUCGUCAGAGAUGAUGAUAAUGGAGUGGGAAUCAUCGGAAUAUAUGGAAUGGCUGGAGUUGGGAAGACGACUCUAUUGAAGAAACUCAACAAUGAGCUUGCGACUCGGUUCAGUGGAGAGUUCGAUGAGGUGAUAUGGGUUGUUGUGUCCAGAGAUGUAAGUAGCGUCGAAAGCGUUCAAGAUAAAAUUGGGAAGAAGCUAGGAUUUCCAGGCACGUGGCGGAGCAAUAAAAGCCAAGAUGAGAAGAAACAAGACAUCUUUAGGUUCUUGCGGGGGAAGAAAUUUGUGCUACUUUUGGAUGACAUAUGGAAGCAGAUUGAUCUUCUCGAAGUGGGAGUUCCAGUACUUUCAUACAAGGCCAAGGUAAUAUUCACCACCAGAUCUGAGGAGGUGUGCGGUCUUAUGGAAGCCAAGAAGAAGAUUAAAGCGGAAUGUUUGGUAUGGGAACAAGCCUGGGAUUUGUUUAAAGAUAAGGUAGGAGAAGAAACCCUUAAUUCUGACCCUGAAAUAAGAAAGCUCGCACAAGAUGUUUGCAAAGAAUGCUCCGGUUUGCCACUGACAUUGAUUACAAUUGGACGAGCCAUGGCUAGCAAGAGAACGCCCCAUGAAUGGGAUUAUGCAGUAAAUGUGUUGAAGAAAUCAACAUUCAAAUUUUCAGGUAUGGGAGAGCAAGUGUUUCCUCUUUUAAAAUUUAGUUAUGAUAACUUAUCUGAUGAAACAACUAAGAUUUGCUUCCUAUAUUGUGCUCUCUACCCAGAAGAUUGGGACAUCUAUGUUCCCGAUCUCAUAAAAUUGUUUAUAGGUGAGGGGUUUUUGGAUGAUGAAUGUGAUAACAUCGAUGAGGCUUGUAAAAUGGCAUAUGAAAUUAUUGGUAGGUUGAAGUGUACAUGCUUGUUGUUGGAGAGCAAAGAAAGCCGUUCUUUUGUGAACAUGCAUGACGUGAUUCGGGACAUGGCAUUUUGGAUAGUUUCAGAGAAUGGAAGGAGGGAGAUGAAAUAUUUUGUGCAAGGAAAUCUUAAUUUGACCAAAGCGCCUCCUAUUUCUAAAUGGGAGAAGGCUGAGCGAGUAUUUUUGUUGAGGAAUUCCAUUGAAGACUUAAACGGAACUCCUAGAUGUCCCAAUCUCUUGACUUUAAAUCUUAGUUGUUCCGAUCACUUGUCUGGUUUUCUUUCUAAUAGUCGUCUAAUGACCAUUUCUGAUAACUUUUUCCAGUUUAUGCCGGUUCUCAAAGUUCUGGACCUGUCAGGAAAUGAAUAUUUAACAAAGUUACCGUCAAGCUUUUUCAGGUUGUUUUCUUUACAACAUCUUGAUCUCUCAUUGACAGGCAUAACAGAGUUGCCAAUUGAGUUUAAGUCGUUGGUAAAGUUGAAAUAUUUGUACAUGAAUGAAAUGCAUAAACUUGAUAUGAUCCCACCACAAGUCAUAUCAAGUCUUUCCAUGUUGCAAAGAGUGGAGAUGAAAGCUAGUGGUGUUUCAAGGGGAUUUGAUGAGGGUAGCAUUUUUUAUGGUGGCAAUGAAUUGUUAUUGGAUGAAUUGGUAAGUUUGAAUCACCUGCAAUAUUUAAGUCUGUCUGUAAAAACUGAGCUGGCACUCCAAAAAUUACUAAGUUCACAGAAGUUACGAAGUUGCACGUUUGGUUUAGGCAUCGAACAUUGCCAAGGCUCACGUUCACUGCAACUGUGUUCUCUACAGAAAAAUAUUAAGAGACUCGAAUUUUUAGAAAUUAAAUUUUGUUAUGAUUUAGAGUUGUUGUCAAUGAGCUGGGAUAUGAUAGAUGGAAGCAGAAGCUUCCAUAACCUCGGGAUAAUCUGGAUCACACACUGCACGGCUUUGAGGGAUCUAACAUGGCUAAUUUGCGCGCCAAACCUUCGAGAGUUGGGAAUUUCUUGCUGUUGUACAAUGGAACAAGUAAUAAAAGAUGAUGAUAUUGGUAGGGAAGGAAGUUUGGGUGUGUUCGUGAGGCUACAAAAAUUGUUUCUAGAUGCACUGCCAAUGUUGAAAAGCAUCUACAGCCAUUCAUUGUCCUUCCCCUCUCUGAUCCACAUUAAAGUGCAUGACUGUCCGAGGCUUAAGAAACUUCCUUUUGACUGCAAUAGCGGCAAAGACACUCUUCGAACAAUUCAGUGUCAAAGAGGGUGGUGGGAUAAGUUGGAGUGGGAAAAUGAAGAAACUCAAUAUGUUUUCUCUCCUCUUUUCAAAGAAGAAUGGUGGUAAUUGUGAGGAAGAGUUGCCUUAUCUCAGUCACAGAAGAAUGGUGAUAAUUUUGAGGAAGAGUUGCCUUAUCUCAGUCAUGAGAAGUCAUCCAACAAACGGCUGGGAGACACAGAAGGGACGCUACUCCCAUGUAUUCUACAAUUUUCCUUCCGUCACAGGAGCAAACUGGAUGAUUUAUUUCAUGGAAAAUAUAUACAUGGAUACACUCUCACACUAUAUGUUACAAAGGAAAUAUAUUAAAGGAAAUCACAAAAGAAAACACACUGGAAACUGAAGGCUGGAUGCUUGAUGGUUCGAGACUUGAUGGCUUCUAAAACUCGAUGAUCUUUUCUUGAGUCAAGAGGCUUCUUUUUAUAGCAGAAGAGAGGGAUGAAUCGGCGGUUGAGCUUGAAGAUGCUGCAUGGAUGGUUGAGAUUCAAGAUGCUUUUGAGAUAAGAUAACAUGAAUUAUUGCUGACCUGUUGACGUCGUCUUCUGGAAAAUUAUAUCUACUUUUGCUGUUGCGAAUCUGCUUUCGGUGGAUCUGUUUUUAACUGUACACUAUUAAGGAUCUACUUUUUCUUGGAUGCUGAAGUUGCCUUUAUCUUUAGACUGUGGAGAAUCUGUUUUUCCUCAAAAUUCGUGCAUAUUAUCCAAAUUUCUAUCAGUUGGGCUAGCUGGUGAGAUAUCUCCUCUGUGCAUGCGGGCCAGAUAUUCAUCAGUGAUGUUUGGUGAGCUAGUUUCUUCGUUUCUGUAGGCCAACUCAAGCUGUUCUAACAACAUCUUUUCUUCAUUUAUUAUAUCUUCAAUUUCUGGGGAUAUCUCAAUCUCUGGAGGAGACUUAAUGACAUGAGGAAUUCUUGCCUUAACAAAAAUUUCCAUAUUGAUAUUAUGAUCGUAGAGUCUGAAACCAGGAUUGUAGCAUGGGUUAAUUUGUCGAUAAGCUUUAUAGUACACCAAAUGGUUAAAGGUAGUAGGGUCAAUUUCAACAUGAAAGUUAUUUGCGAAAUCAACAUGUCGUGUUAGAAGCUUGACUUUAGAUGGAUUAGAAUGAAUGUAAACAUGAUGCUGUCCCAAAAUUAUAGCUCCUUCUUUUAUCCAUUCUGGGGCAGUACUGUGGAUUUGAAGGAGAAUUGGACUUUCUGGCAUGAAAUUUUAGGUAUUAUUCUAAUCGAAAGCAAUGGCUUGGUUUAAACGGUUGGGAAAAUUACACAAAGAGUUUAGAUAUUCUAAGGGCGUAUCCUUGGGUAUAGUGACACUGUAGAUCAUUCCUAAUUCUAACAGUUUACUUAGAUAACAAAUGGUUGUUUUUGUAGAGAAAAAUGGUUUUUCUGGUUACUUCAAAAGGAAUAAAGAAAAUAGGAUCUACAUCUAAUAAGAUUACGGACAUAGGUAUCUAGGUGCCUGUUUGUAUAAAGCGUAGGAAAAAAUAGUUAUAUCGGGUUUCUUUGGGUGGACUGUUAUUUUUGAGGUAGUUCUGGAUAUCAACCCAUUUUUUGAAACCAUCAGACUUAAUCUCUUCAAGGAUAAGGUCUUUGAGAUCAUCAAGGAAGAGCUCAACUUGUUGUCUUAGGAUUUCUCUAUAAGUUGAGGAAAAAAGGGGUAGAAGCUUAGCAUGCUUGGUUUGUACCUGCAAAAAUUGAACUUUCUAAAGAUUUUCAUCGUCAUUAGUUAUUUGUUCGGAAAUGGUUAGUUCUGUGGGGUUUUCUGUUGAUCUUUGAUAGGCUAAAUUCAAUUUUUUGUAAUGAGAUAUAAGAAUCUCAUGCUCCUUUUGUAAAUUCUGAUAUGUUGUAUUAGUUGAUACAAAAUAUUCACUUAAGGUAUUUAAAUUUCUAACGAGGGUUCUAUCGGGGUUGUGUCUAGAAAACCAAAUAUUAUCCAAAAUAAGUUUUUGGUCAGGAAAAAGAUUAUGUCUAGCGCGGAACUGUUGAGCUGGGUUUUGGACAAUUAAAAGAGGAUUAGAAGUACCUAGUAUAAGGCUAUAGCUAUUGUUGCUCUUGAUCUCCAUUCCUGCAAAAUUUAACAAUCGAUUAGUAAACGAGAUAGAAUAUCUGCUAAAUAAUUAUCUUUUCCUCUGACAUGUUCAGAUAUAGGUUUAAAACCUCUUCCAGUAAUACAGUCAAUGAAUGAAAUCCAUCGCUUAGCAGACAUCCGCUGUUGUUUUGCUUUAUUUGCAAAUUUAACUAUAUUAUCACAAUUUGUUCGUAUAAGAAAUUUUUUAUCAAGGAAAAUCUGAAAUUUUUCAAUAGAGUUGGUUACUCCUAGAAUUUCUAGAUCUGUUGAGGGUAAAAUAGAUUGUGCUUUAUUAAAAGUUCCACUAGUGUGGCGACAAAUUUGUUCUUCAUCUCGAGAAGAUUCUUUUGUUGGUCUUUGAAGAAGUAAGCCUGCCCAUCCUUGAGCUGAUGCAUCUGUUUGAAUAAUUUUAUAACUUUUUUCAAGUGGGAGUUGUAAGGGUUCUAACUGAGAGACUAAAGAUUUAAUUUUCUUGACUAACUCUAUAUCUUGGGUAUUGAAAUACUUUUGACCAUAUUUUCCUAAUUUUGAAUAUAAUGGUCUUACUAAUUGUCCUAAUUUGGGAAUAAAAUUAUGACCAUAGUUUAAUAAUCCUAAAAAUGUUUCUAACAACUUGGUUUCUUGUAAUUUAUCAGGAAAGUCUAGAAUCUUUUGACAAUAUGGGAUUGUAAUUCUAUUUUUCCAUCUUUUAUGUAUAAACCUAAUAAUUCAAUAUCUUAUUUUUCUAAUAUCAUCUUUUUACUACUUAUAAUGAGUCCUUGUGUUAUAAAUUCAUUGAAUAUAAUUUCAAGAUGUUUUCUAUGCUUUUCUUUAGUUUGACUGAAGACUAAGAUAUCGUCGAUGUAAACACAACAGAAUUUUGAGUGUUUAUUAAAUAUAGUAUCCAUUUUACGCUGAAAUUCUUGUGGUGCAUUUUUUAAUUCAAAAGGCAUAACAAACCACUCAUAAUGUCCUUCAGGACAUGUGAACGCUAUCCAUUCAAUGGAUUCAUCGGCCAUUCGAAUUUGCCAAAAUCCUGAUUUACAGUCAAAUUUAGAAAAUCAUUUUCUAUCUUGGAUUCGAUUUAUUAAAACAUCUUUAUUAGGAAUUUUAUAACUAUCAACAUAGGUAUUAUCAUUUAAUCUUUUAUAAUUUAUAACCAUACGAGUCUUUCCUUUUUUUUAUUUCUGCAUGAUUUCUAACCAUAAAAGCUGGACUCCUAUGUCUACUAUUACUUUUUCUUAUUACUUUUAGUAAUAACAGUUCUUUAAUUUGUCUUUGGAAUUCUUCUUGAUCGUCUAAGGUAUGAGGAUUAUCUUGUAUCUUUAUAGUUAUAAAAGUAUUUAUUAUAUUUAAUUUUGCUUCAAUUUUAUUUUUAUACCAGUGUUUCUGGGGGUCUUCACCUAAAAUUUCUGUUGUUUCAGCUAAUCUUAUGAGAUUAUCAAUGUUUAGUUUGGGGUUUUUUAAUAUAGUUUUAUUAUUAAGGAAAAUCUGUAGUUCAUCAAGAUGACUAAGAAACAUUAAGGCUUCAGAAACAUCUUCUAAAAAUUCAGAUACAUCAAAUAAAUUUUCAGUCAUUUCUUCUGUCAUAGGUAAGGUAUUAACAUAUGUAAUGGCUCCUUUAUCUUUUUGAGGAAUAUAAGGAUCUCUAGAUGGAAUAAAGGUUCAUUUCUUAAAAAACUGUAAACCCGUAGGGGUAUACAUAAAUCCUUCGGUAAGUGAUUUUAUAAAAUUUAAUCCUAAUAUAAAAUCAUAGGUGCUAGGAAUAUUAUUAACUACAUAAGUCUGGGGUAAAACAAACUUUUCAUUAUUAAUUAAUAUAGGAAUGUUUUGAACACAAUGGGUUAUUGGGAGUUUUUCAUUAUUAUAUUGGCUCAUGUUAACAUUAUAAUUUAACCUUACUAAAGCUUCGUCUGGGAUUAAAUGUUUUCGAAUGAUACUUUUAGAUGCGCCAGUAUCAAGCAUAGCUGAAGUUUGAACUAAUUUUUCUCUAAAUUCUAAUGUCACUGGGAAUUGAAUUAGACUAGAUGGUUUAUAUAUUGAAUUUAUAGAUUCAAUUAAAAUAUCUUCUUGCUUAUCUUCAUAUUUUGUAUAGCAAUUAUGACAUAAUAAAGUUUUAUAAUGAUUUUCACAAUAAUGACCUUUUUUAAUAGAUGUAUUGCACUGUUUACAAUUAUAAGAAGAAAAUUGAAAACUAACUAAGUUAUACUGACAUGAUGGAUUACUUAUAGUGUAAACGAAAUCUUCUAGUGAAUGAAGCCCUUGUUCAAAGUCUUCAUCAUUAUCAAAGUUACUAUAUAAGCUCUCGAUACUAUAUAUACUUUCAUUAUCAUCGUCAGAGUCAUAAAUACUUUCUAGUUCAUAUAAUUCUUCUACCUAUUCUUUAAUAUCUUCAAGUAUGUUGAUCUUUUCUUGUAUCCUUUUAAUAGGAUUUUGUUUGUAUCGAUGAGGGCAAUUUGGUCUAAUGUUUCCUGAAUAUCCACAAAUAAAAUAUUUGCAAUGUCUUUCUUUUGUGGGUAACGUGUUUACCUUAUUAUCCUUGUCUUUGUUGUCCUUUUUAUCUUUAUUUAUCUUUUACUUCUUAUACCAAGGCCGCUUUCUGAAUUGCUUAGGGUUAGUUCUAUCAUAGGGUUUUUUAUUACGAAAAUUCGUGUAAGUUUUGCUUUUACGGAAAUUAUAUUUUUUAGGUUUAUUAUGCUUAUAAUUACAAUUUUUCUUAGGCAUACACCCAUAUUGGGGUGGAAAAUCUAUUUGUCUACACGUAUAAUAAAAUUAUUUUUUGAUUUGUUUAGACUCUUUACGUUGUCAACAUUCUGCUUUUAACAUGUUGUAUACAUGAUUAACUCUAUCUCCUAUGGUUAGAGUAUCGCGUCUAGGGUUUUCCAACCAUUUUUCCCAUAUUUUAGUUCCUACGCUUCUAGGUAACUUCUGAAGGUAUCGAUCAAGUAAUGUUUUAUCACCUGUUUUACUAGUGGCUGCAAAAUACUCAAAAAACUUAUUGGUAUAGGGUUUUAUGUAUCUAAAAUCACAAAUCUAUAGUAAUUCUAAAUUACGUAAAGCUUUGUUUUAUUUUAUUAAGGUGUCAUCUAAUAAACGGUCUUCACCAAUUAAUACCUUUUUAAUGAAACUUGUAAAGCCUUGAAUGGUAAAAUUAUCACGUAAGAUGACAUAAUCAUUUGGAUAAAUUUACCUUAUAAGCUUGCCACCAGUCAUAAAUGGUUCCUCUUAAUAAGGUUUCACAAUAGGUUAAGGCUUGAGUUCUAUUGUCAAAAUUGGUCAAAAUAGAUUGCCUAAUAUAAUCUUGUUCCCAAUUUUCGAUUACCUUUGCCCAGUCUUGGGGAUCGUGUCUUGCUAUGUCUAAUAUUGUUCCUGAUGAUUGUGCUGGUAGAUUCUCAUAUUGUCUACGAUAUUGUGUUAAUGUGUACAUAUCUGGUAUAUUUCUAUUUUCUACAUAAGUUUCUCGUGAGGGAUUUAAUCUUUGUCCCGUAGUAAAGUCAUCACUUAAGGUAUUACUACCUGAGGUGUUAGUCUUUCUUUGGUCACUCAUUUCUUGUUCAAUUAAGUAAGAUUCUGAUGCUUCUGGUGCUUUCCCUUCUCUGUGCUCUAUUACAUUUAAAUCUUUUUUUUACUGUGUUUAAUUCUAAUGUUGUAUAGAAGGAUUCAAAUUCGACACUUAUAAUAUUUUUCUUAAUAUCAUCAUUAUUUCCUUGUCCUAAAUAAAUAUUCUCGAUAAGUUGGUAUUUAGGUUUUGGAUACUUGUCUUGCAAUGCAUUUAAUUCUAAAUUAUUAAAAUCGUACAUUAUUUUAUCUACAAUUUCAUCUUCUAAUCUAUCAUAAAGGACAUUUAUUUCUUCUGGAGAUUCGAUCUUUAUUAGUGUAGUUAAAAAGUCUUCUUGAGUAUCAUCAACUAAAUUGUCUUGUCUUUUAUAAUUACUAAACCUUAUGCUAGCAUCUCCGCUAUUUGAAACAUAUAUUAUAUUAUUUUCGGGAAUCUUUUUAGGUGUAGUAGUAAGUUUAGGUAAUUUUUAUUUUGUUCCUUCAUCGGUAAUACUGCUUACUUUUCUGGCUUCUAUCAUUUGGACAUAUUUGCUACUAAAAGGUUUAACUAUUUCACUAAAUUGGGCUUUAAACUUUAAGUUAUACUGAUUAACUGCCUUUCCCAUAAAUAAAGUAUUAACUAAUAGAUUUUCAAAUUGUCCUGUCAUAUUAUAUCCUUUUGUAGAUAUAGCUAUUUUAAUAUGUUUACUAAAUUCUCUAGUAGUCAUCGUAUAAUUGGGAAUACAUCCUACUAUUGCGGCAUUGUCGGCUAAGUCUAUUUCGGCGCUGGCUAUCUGAGCUUGUUGAUGGUUAUUCCAUCGAUCAUCAUAAAUAUAAGCAAGUGCUCUAGUUCCGGUUUCUGCUCUAUUUAAUUUUACUAAUCCUAUCAUUAUGACGCCUCAAUGCAUUAGUUCUAAAUUAUUAUCAUUUAGUUCUUGGCAUGCUUCGGGUGUUAUAAGGUCUAAAAUUACUUGAUUGUUAACUGCACUUAUUUUUCUUUGGCUAAAAUGAUUAUAUAUCUUGCUCUGAAAAUCUAAUAAAUUAUUAGAAUAAAGAUUAAUUUUAUUUUUUACCUUCUUCAUUCCUUGUUCUAGAUAUUUUUUAGCAUCAUAUUCAUUAUCAUAUAAAUCUUCUAAUCUCAUUAUUUCUUUGGCU